CGCCUGGCUCGCCUCCGAAAGGGUUGCUAAAACUUUGUCCCGGGUCCCAGCACUGGUCCUCGGGGUGCUGCCCCAAGCCCUCUUGGCGCGGGGGUGGGGGCUCUGAAGUUUAGGCUGUGGGAGAAGCUCCUGGAGGCGGUGGGGAUGCUCCGCUGGGCAAGUAAACUUUCGUGGGAUCUGGCAUCGCUUGGAGACUGGUUGGUGGUGCUGUAAGUGAGGCACCGCUGCUUGUCACUGCGUUUUUCUUAAUUGUGGGGCGAUCUCCUUAGCAACUGAAGUCGUCCGCGAGGUUGGAGCUAGGGCGCAGCCUGAUUUACAGAGAAGCAUGGAGAAAGGGGUGCGUUGCUGGUCCGCUGAGCAUAUUUCCCUUGCGCUCUUAAAGAGGAGCAGGAGCUGUGGGGUGUUGACUUCACGUAGAUGGUGGUGCCGUAGCCAAAUUGUCGCGAUCAGCCCAGCUCAGACCCGUGGCACGUCACCCAGCUGCUCAGUUUUCUUUAAGCCAAGUGAAUUGCCACGGGUGGAAAGAAAUAAACAAGUCUGUCUUCAGAGAGAUUCGGUCUUUGGUGAGGGAUGUGUGGGAGAAAAUAGUUUUAGCUGGCCAGGUUUACUGGGACAAAUUCCUCCCCAGUCCAGCACUGCUGAGGUCUGGCCAGGUGCUGGCCAGAGAGAUCACUCCAUUUGCCAGGCUGACCUCAGGAUCGGCUUGCUGCAAAGGUGAUGUAAAGCCAUUUUUUCAUCUCUGUUAGGUCCUGCACCAAGCACAGCUUAGCCCAGUUCAGGGAUUUAGUCCAGUAUAUCAAGGCAUCACCCAGAUGUAGAUCACAAACAGGCUCUGCUUCCCAAUCCAUCAUGUCACUGAAUAUCAUGGAUUAUGAUGUCUGGGUAAUCCAGAUCUGCUCUGUCAGAAAUGCUGAGCCCAGCUGUCACAGGCAGGUUCGACACAGACUGCCUUCGCAUCCUAGAGUGUUAAAAGCAGAGCGAAACCUGGAGAUAUGUGAGGUGGCCACUACAGCAAUGUUUCCUUGGACUCUUUCCCCACCACACACAGAAUGGAAGUGUGUGCAGACCUUCCUACGAUUAGUGCAAAGCUAGCUGCACAUGUAAUCUGUGGCAAGAAGCACUGGGAGCCAGCUAAGAGCCAGCGACAAUGUCUUUAAACUGCCGGAUGCUUCCUACUCGACUUGGAGUUUGUAAGGUGAACUGCAGAGGGUUGGCAUGCCUCUUGGUCUUCACAGUGAGUGUCUGUGGCAGUGCCCCGGGGAUGUGUCCAACAGCCUGCAUCUGUGCCAGCGAUAUCGUAAGCUGCACCAGUAAAAACCUCUCUCGGGUGCCAGGAAAUCUCUAUAAAAGUAUGAAAAGGCUGGAUCUGAGUUAUAACAGAAUUGGAUUCUUAGAGCCUGAAUGGGUCCCGGUGCUGUUUGAGAAGCUGAACACUUUAAUAAUCAAUCAUAACAGCAUUAGCAGCAUUAUCACUGGAAGCUUUUCCACAACCCCAAACCUAAAGUACCUAGACUUGUCGUCCAACAGCCUGAAGACGCUGGGCAGCCCCGUGUUCCAGGAGCUGAAGGCCUUGGAAGUUCUCCUGCUGUACAACAAUCAGAUAAUGCAGAUAGAGUCUUCAGCCUUUGGAGGAUUGUACAAAUUGCAGAAAUUGUAUUUAAGCUAUAACUUGCUCUCGCAUUUCCCACUGGACUUGUACAUUGGCAAACACAAGCUGACAGAACUCAUAUUGCUGGAUGUUUCCUUUAAUCACAUCCAGUCAAUGCCUAUCCAGCGCCUGAGUUCGGUGCCAGCCAAGCAUCUCAGUGGAGUUUAUCUUCACGGCAACCCAUUUUACUGUGACUGUACACUGUACUCCAUGCUGAUCUUCUGGUAUCAAAGGCACUUCAACUCUGUCAUGGACUUCAAAAGCGAGUACACCUGUUUGCUGCGAUCGGACCCAAGAGGUUACAAUAAACUGCCUUUACUGCAUGACAACUUUCUGAAUUGCUCAGAAAGCACCAUCAACAGCUCUUUCCAAGCCUUUGGGUUUAUUCAUGAUGCCCAGGUUGGUGACAGGCUGAUCAUUCACUGUGACAGCAGAAUCAGUGAUGCAGGCACACACUUUGUUUGGGUUAGUCCAGACAAUAAAUUGCUGGAGCCAGACAGGGACACAGGCAACUUUAGGGUGUUUCAUAACGGGAGCCUGGAGAUAACAGAUGCCCAGCUAGAGGACUCUGGGCUGUACUCCUGCAUUGCAAUAAAUAAGAAAAGACUAUUGAAUGAAACCAUAGAGGUUAGAAUAAAUGUGAGCAAUUUCACAGUUAACAGGUCCCAUGCUCAUGAAGCAUUUAAUACAGCUUUUACCACCCUUGCUGCCUGUGUAGCCAGUAUUGUUUUAGUACUGCUCUAUCUCUAUCUGACCCCCUGCCCGUGUCAAUGCAAGACAAAGAGGAGGAAGAGGAAGCUGAACCAAAGCAGUGCCCACUCGUCCAUACUGAACUCCACACCACCUCAAGAGCUGCCUGCCGAUGAGAAGAAGGCCAGCACUGGCAAACGAGUGGUUUUCCUGGAACCUGUACACGAACCAAAACACGGUCAGAAUGGAAAAGUAAAACUGUUUCCUAAUGACAAUGCCAUAGCUGAGAGUAUCUUAAAAACCACUCGAACAAAAUCCGACUCUGAUUCUGUCAACUCUGUGUUCUCAGAUACACCUUUCAUGCCAUCAACUUAGUUUGCUGCCUGUGUUCGUAUUGUGCAGUCACAUUUCUGAAUACCUCCUUUGCUUGUAGCAGUCAUCAGGAAAAAGAAAUAAAGAGAGAAAAUGUUUUAAAAAAA
This is a messenger RNA of Anas platyrhynchos (mallard), 2817 nucleotides long. RefSeq names its product adhesion molecule with Ig like domain 2 (gene AMIGO2). Gene Ontology annotation, biological process: brain development. The record is from RefSeq and is a predicted model, not a curated record. NCBI's taxonomy places the organism in Eukaryota, Metazoa, Chordata, Aves, Anseriformes, Anatidae. Gene Ontology annotation, cellular component: membrane. Gene Ontology annotation, molecular function: protein binding.